Molecule: messenger RNA, 16653 nt
Organism: Mirounga angustirostris (Northern elephant seal)
Lineage: Eukaryota; Metazoa; Chordata; Mammalia; Carnivora; Phocidae
Gene: BEND7
Product: BEN domain containing 7
Exons: 7
Coding region: 75-1178 (367 amino acids)
Molecular function (GO): DNA binding
Source: RefSeq, a predicted model, not a curated record
CGCCGCCGCCUCGGCCGCCGCUCCCUCCGCCCGCCGGCCGCCCCCGGCCGCAGCCCCUGCCUCCUGCCAGCACCAUGGAGUUCUCCGAGAGGAAAAGGAGCAGGAAAUCCCAGAGCUUCAAACUGGUGAGCCGAGAUUAUCACCAUGAGGUAUAUAAGAUCUCAGAAUUCAGCAACGAUGUUAAUGGGGAGGCCAAAGAGACCCAACCCAUUUAUUUAGGAGAUGAAAGCAUGGAAAUUAAAAAACAAAUCACAGGAAUGAGAAGAUUACUGAAUGACAGCACUGGGAGGAUCUAUCAACGUGUGGGCAAAGAAGGAGAAAAAUUAAAGGAAGAACCCCAGGAUUUGGAUUCAGUCUGGCCUCCACGUUUGAACUCCUCUGCUGAGGCCCCACAGAGCCUCCACCCUUCUUCACGUGGUGCGUGGAAUGAGUUACCAACCCCCAGCGGGCAAUUCUCAGGGCAGUAUGGCACCCGCUCCAGAACCUUCCAGAGUCAGCCCCACAGCACUGGGAGCUCCAACGGAGAACUUCCCGCCGUGAAUUCGUCCGUUGGAUCCAACUGCUGUACUUGCAACUGCCAGUCAACGUUGCAAGCCAUCCUCCAAGAACUCAGGACCAUGCGGAAAUUAAUGCAAAUUCAAGCAGUUGGAACCCCAAACAGACAACAACCCCCGAUUUCCCUUAUAUGCUCCCAGCGAACUGCUGUCUCACGCAAGAGAAAUAAAAAGAAAAAAGUGCCCCCAAAGACUGUUGAACCUCUGACUGUGAGGCAGAAGCCUGGCGUGUUAGAAACGGAGAAGAAGACAGCCGGGGCCUCAGAGCAGCCUGGCUCCCAGGAGGCCGAGGCCCCCUCGGCCGGGGAGAACCGCGUGCUGGGAUUCGGCAUCGUCCUGGAUUCGCCUGCCUCCGAUCCAGAAGUGCAACUUGCUGAAGGCUUUGAUGUGUUCAUGCCUAAAUCACAGCUGGACUCUAUAUUGUCAAACUACACUCGCUCAGGAAGCCUUCUGUUUAGAAAGCUGGUGUGUGCAUUUUUUGAUGACAAGACUUUGGCUAACUCCUUACCCAAUGGGAAGAGGAAAAGAGGACUCAAUGACAACCGAAAAGGACUAGACCAAAAUAUUGUGGGUGCAAUAAAAGGUUGCCCUACUUCUCUCUUGGAACAAAUGAGAGGAAGAUAGCAUGUGUCAAAGGCUCUCAUCCUUUGAACCUCCGGGGCUGGAAACUAUUCGUAUCUGUUGUGUGACUCAAGGGUCCCGGUUUCAGAUAUGCCGGCAAUGCCUCCACAGGACUCCCCUGAAUAACGGCCUCAUUUACCAAGCUGGCAGAAAGGCCUUUCCAGACUUCAGCACGACUCUCACAUCUGGAUCACUAAACAAAGCUGUAUAGUUUUCCAGAUGGCCUUCUCGUUAAGGGCUUGAAGAAAGCGUGGUCUCCGUUCUUGGCCAGCUCGUGGCCCGUCUCCUCGAUCACAGGUUUGGUGCACUUGUGUAGCCAACUUCUUUACCAUGUGUGACACCGUGGUCCUUGCUGCUUCUCCAGCACCGCAUAAGUCACGAGGACACCAGAACCUCCGCAGUAUCAUUGACCUCACAAACGCGGAAAUCAUCAGCAGGCAUGACAUUUCCAUUAACAGCACCAGCUUGGGUGCCCACCCGCCAGGCGCCAGGAACCGGUGACUUAGACAGGAGUAAGGGAUGGCCUCGGACCCUAAGAAACGUGCAGGGCGGUGGAGCUUCAGACACAUGAACGGUGAGCCAUAGCACAGAACCGUGCUCCAGGACAGAACAAAAUAAAUGUCACAGCACCCACUACUGAACGGAGGGAGAAAGCACAGAGGAGGGACAGCCCUGGAAGAGAAGGCCUCGCCGAAUAGGUGACUCUGAACUAGACUGUGAAGGAUGAGAAGUGUAUCAAAUGCAAAGGGGAUGGAAACGGUUAACUACAGGAUAAGUUUAAUGAGGCCGAAAUUAAAUAAAACACUGGGUGGAAGCCUUCUGCCCCCAGAACUGUUUGAAGUCUGUUCUGAGUUGAUGGGCCUUGAGUCCUCACCGACCUGUUUUCCUUAAAGUGUUUAAGUCCAUGAAUGUAGAUGCCAGGGAAACACACCCCAGGAGUUUUCAGCCAGAGCUGCGCUUCUUGAAGUUUCUUCUUGAGCUUUUGAAGGCCUCACCCCAGGCCUGAUGAAUCAGAAUUUGGGGCGCUGGGGCCACGGCAAGUCAGAAGUCUGUCCUUGCUUUGUCACCAGUCUUCCAUAAGCUCAAAAAAGGAAUCUCUCCUUCCUCAAAAUUCCAGAUCCAUCGGCUUGCUACAUGCGGAGCAAGUGGAAAUGGGGAGAGAUUUGCUAAGAAGGUUGCGGCUUCUCGUGGCUUCUAUUCAGCCUCUCACAGAAUGGACAGGAACCAGUUGUGGGCUAACCUGCGAGGAUUCAACUCAAACUCCCAGUCACUGGAUUCUUAAAAACCUGCAUUUUAACACCGCUGCCUGGGUUGACAAAACCAGCCUCCUGUCAAAAGAGAGAAGUUUCUGUAGCCCAAACAGGGCCACUCCAGCGUGACUGUGCAUUGCACAAUGUUACGGGCACCCUUCCCGUUGUUGACAUUGCUGAUUUGUCUCUUUAUUAUGACAGUUUUCUGGCAGGCGCAAGUGAAAUGUCCCGAGGAAGGGGCGCCUUCCUGGUUUGCACGGCAGCACCGAAUGGGCCAGCCGUGGCCCCGGAAAUAGAAAGCGGUGUUUUCGGCGUGGCCCAUCACCUUUUUGUGUGGAUCCCUCAAUAGCAUGGCUGAUCCACGAUGCUCACCAGCAUCAUAAGGCAAUAAUGCCACAUCUCUGUUUUCUUUCCCACUGUAGGGGAGAGGACUUGUAUGAGAAGCCCACAGUUGGUCAAAUUACAUUCCUUGUAGCUUUCCUCCUGGACCUGUCGUGGGUGCCAGUAAUCUGACACAAGUUUUAAUUCCGUUCCAUAAACAGUUAUUGAGUAUCUCAUACAAGCUAUACUUCAAAAAUCUGAGAGACGCAGGAAUUGAGACUCGCUUGAAUUUCUGCCCUAAAGGUGUGUAUGCAAAUGAUCAUGGAGUACUUCUGGUCCCUGUAGUACCACACAAAAAAACUAAGGGUGUAUGUCAGCUUCCAUUAAGAAAACCCCUUGAAAAUCCAUAGACUUUCAUUUAAAAUUGAACUGAAAGCUGUCAUCGAUUUUGGCCGCCUUUAUUCUUUGUCUAAAAGCAAGCAUGGCUGUGUCUAUCCUGUUAAAAGCACCCUUAGAAAAGAGAGAGGCUGCCUCUUGGACUAGUCCAGUCUUCCCACGGGCUGCUCCCGACACUCGAGUCUCCUGUUACACUGACUGUGUUUCCAGGUUCUUCUUUCUUGCAUCCGGCUCUUGGUGAGAUUUUGAAGCCUCUCCAUGGCCAGCUCCUGGGAUUUCUCAGAACCUUCACCUCUCCUCAUCAACCAUGUGCCUUUGAUCACAGAACAAAUCCAGUAUGCGUUAUUUUAAGUACAUCCUUCCCACUCCUCUUCAUCACCACCCAGACCAUCAGUUUAGCCAUGUGCAGCUAAGUGGGGGCCAGUCCUAAUUAGAAAUGUGCACAGAAGCCAGGAGCAGGUGAGAUAGUGAGAGUGAGGACGAAGACAUGCAGAACAUUCCAGCUUACUCGCAGGGCUUGGGGCCUGGCCUGGCCUCUCUUGAAAGAGUCAGGUGUGUCCUUCUUACCUGCACAGCACACCCCCGAACAGUGGCAUGGGGUUUCUGACGUAACACCCCCUCACAACCACAUUGCUGGCAGAGGCAUCAACAUUCUGCUUUUUAUGUUUGAACGCUCAGAAUCCUCCUCGGUGCCUUUUUGCCUUUGCCCCUAGUCCUGCCUACUCACCCAGCCCUGUGAGUUCUUUUUUCCUCGCUCCCCUCGUCACUGGUCUCUAGCUUCUCUGACAGCAUCCUAAUCCAGCCGUGCAUCCCCUUGUCCUUGAUGGUCUGAAAAAAUCUCUGUGAAUAUCCUCCCUGCCCUGCGUUUCCCCCUCGAGUUUCUGCUGUUUUAGCAUGUGGCCAAGUAACACUUACUUGUAAACCAAAAUGUCCUGCCAUUUCCCCACCUGACCCGUCUUUGUCCGUUAAAUCAAGUCCAAACUCUGGCCUCUUCCAGACUCGCCGUUACUGGAUUUCUCUCUCCUCGCAACUACAUGUCCCAGUGCUCCUUCCUACCAGGUGAGCCAGCCCAGCAUUGACACUUCCUCGGGCGUCACAUUCUCAUCAUGGACUCUUGAGUUACGCUGUGUCCGGAGCUGCAACACUCUUCUCUCUUCUCUCUAAACAAAUCCAACUCUUAGUGGUCUGGCCACAUCUCGUGACCUCUACUGUGAGACUUGCCCCAGUGUCCCAGCCUGCCCUGCUUUCUCCUUUCUCUGCAUUCCUAUAGCACACACUACCUUUGUGUAGUUUACCGAUAAAUAACCCUUUGCUUUGCUACUCAUGGUUUAUGUGGAAGAUGACAGUAUCAUUUAUUUCCCAAACUAUGACACUUUGGAGAGUGAAGAUGGUGCUCUUGAUCAUUUCCCCAGGAAAACAGGCAUUUUGAACCGUCCUGGACAAAUCAGGAUUUACGGUUGGACAUCUUGUCUUCUCAACAAGACUGCAAGCCCCUGUGGGGCGGAGACCACCUUCUAAAUUUGCUUUGCCUGGUCCUCGGCGUGUGACACGGUGCCACACACAUAAUCAGUGAUAAAUAAAUACAGGAAGGAAGGAAAGAGGAAUGGAAAGAACGAGGCAGUCAACGUAUCUCCAUGGAAAAUGGUGGUUUCUUAAAAAUGCCAACACAGCUCUGCUACAUUGGAUGCACAUGGAGCACAAAUAAUGGGAUAACUACACCACUUCUCCAUGACACCUCGGAGGAGGGCAGCUGAAAUUCCAGAAGGCAGAAUAUAAGACUGAAGAUGAGAAGAAACAACACCAACAGACAAGUCAGAUGGUGCACAACAGUCGAGGCUGGGAGAAAUCUCGUCAGUCAGAAGCAUCACGGGGAUCCCGAAUAUCAAACCCGUUUUGUCCAGUGGAGGCCCAGAAAGCUCUGACUUGUCGAGUGUCACAGAUCAGCCUCCUCAGUCCGCAGUGUGGAAGCAUGUCGUACUUUCAUUCAUACCGGAGAGCAAUCCUCUUCCAGUGUUACGUAUAAUAAUGGUAUUGUGGGACUGUGACUUAAACAAACCCCACAAUGGAACCCAUCAGCAGGCUCAAGAUGCCGGUUCCUGUUUUUGCCAUCUCAGAGCUUCUUGAAACGUCAGUAUGCUUAUCCACCCAUGUGUCUUUUUAGCACUCAUCAUCAUGGCGACAUGGUGCCUCAAAGACAGUACCAAAGAGAAGAGCACUUUUAUAUUGUCAGCCUCAAAACUCCCCCGUAGCCGAUCUCAAUUAGAGGGGGUCGUCACCAUUAAGAAAGAACAGGAAACAAAAGCCUCUGAGGCAUCAGCCUGUCCUGACACCCGGGGUCAUCACCCUGAUGUCACACCACCACACAACGCCCACAGGCCGGGAGCGGCAGGGAUGGUGGCAAGCGUACUGAUCCAACGACCUGAGCCUCGUAGGGGAGGCCCUGUCACUACCACUGCCCUCCUAGCUCAUCGCUCUUGUUCUUCCAGCCUUAGCCAUCUCUGAGUAUAGGUGGUGGUGAGGAACAGGAUGGUACCUGAACUUCCAGAAUGUUCCCUCACUUACUCUGGUACUGUGGGUACAGCUUCCGAAUUUACUGGCCAGGGUGUGAACUCAGCACCUCAUGGAAUGACUUCGAAAGUUCAUAUUGCAUGAAACCUUAGCUUUAUUUUUUUAAGAUUUUAUUUAUUUAUUUGAGAGAGAGCAAGCGAGAGAGCAUGAGCUGGGGGAGAGGCAGACAGAGCAGGAGAAGCAGACUCCCCACCGAGCAGGGAGCCUGAUGCGCGGGACUCAAUAUCCCAGGAUCCUGGGAUCAUGACCUGAGCCGAAGUCAGAUGCCUGACUGAGCCACGCUGGGGCCCCAGAAACCCUAGCCUUAAAAAUUGAGAGAAAAACACAGUACAUUGUCCUCAUCAUUUAUAUGCAGAGCAAACAAACACCCCAGCGCCCCGUGCAGCAGAGCUUGGGUAGAGGGAGAAUCUGUCACUUGCCUGACUUCUUGAACCUAUGGUUCUCUCAGGUCUGAUCUAGAAAAUACUUAAGUGAGUUAUACUAUUUCCAAGAUGCCUUCCAAGUAGAAUUUCUAUAAAUCUGUGAUUUUUGAAACAUUUUUCUUUGCCCAAAAAAGGGAGUAAAUAGUAAAACACCAUGACAUCAAAACUGGUUAUUAUCCAGACCUUAAUAUUUCGCAGAUACAAUUUAUUCCCUUGAAAUAUACCAAACACAUUAAACAAACAUGUGUUGUAGCAGCGAGCCAAAGGAAAGUGUUAAUCAUAUCUCCCACUAAGUUGUGUUAUAGAUGAGCUCUGCUGAGGGUUCUCUUGAAUCGAAGUAAAUUUAAAAUUAACUUUAAUUUGAGAAACCACUAAAGGCACUUUCUUUUAGACAGAGAUGCCAUUGUAGCAAAAGGAAGACAAGGGAUAUUGUUCUUCUCCCCCAGACUGCUCUGGCCUCAGAUCUUUGAGGAUCGCUGCGAUUAAACAAGAUUGCCCAGACCUCAAAGUCCCACCAGUUUGGGGAUCAUGAAAGGAGCAUUGUGGGUGUAGACUCACUCCUGACACUGCCAUUAAGGUCUUGAAACACUACCUUCUCUUGGGGGAGGGGGGGAGGUGUGGGUUGGCUAAUUUUUAAAGUCUCUGCCAGUUCAGAAAUUCUAUGGCUCAGUAAUUUUAGUCCAGAUUCUCAGAAGUAAUCCUAGAGAAUUAAAUAAAUAUGACUGGGAAUCAAUUUUAUGGAUACCUAAGGCCCUUUUCCUUACAACAGCCAACUGAAAAUUACAGCCCUGCACAGGGAUCAGCACUAGGGGACAAAGAAUUCAGUGGUCAUUAUGGUAACCCUUCACUCCGCUUGACCAGCUGACUGCCCUGCAGUCUCCUGCAUAGAUAAUUCGGGAGGAUCUUCUCAUUUCAUCAAUGAAUGCAUUAUUGUUUGCAUUACUGUAUUUUCUUGUUAACUUUAAAGAUUUCAUCUUUAGGUGCAUUAGUCGAUGAACUGUGCUGAAUCUUUUGGUUAAAUGAAAUCCCAAAUGAACUUGAGGGCUUGGUCUGAUCUCAAGACCUGUGGCUAUUUACUGAAGAAAUUCUCUAGUUCUUUGAAGUGAAGUCACAAACCAGAGAAAACCGUUUCUCAGGUUUAUUCUUUCACGAACUGCUGCCUGAGAUGGGCCAGCCACCGUGCAUGAGGGAGCCACCAUCUCUGGCCUUGCCAAGUGCAGUCUUAGUGAUCACUAUAUGCUGUUAUUUUGAAAACCACUGGUUAAGGAGUUCAGGGGGGCCUUGCCUGAGAAGGUCGCGUUUAUUUCAGCUGAGAGCCGGGGAGGGGGGCAGGUGAUGGACUGACGCCUUCCCCCUGCUGCUCUUGGCAGGCAAAGUACUGCGUCUUGUCGGGGCUCCCCCCCCCCAACCCCCGAGAGUGGAUGUGAGCAGCAGACUUGAGAUCAGUCAGAAUUGACGUCCCAGCAUCGUUCUGGGAGAAACUCUCUGACUGGUUCAUAGGCUGACAGAAGAAUGGCAUUUGUCAUUUGUCCCCAUUAGCAGUGGUUGUUAGGCCAGAAGGGGACAUAGAAUUCCUCUCCAUCUUGAAUGUGUUGAAGACGUUUUCCAAGAUUCAUUUUCUCUCCACCUUACCACUGAGGUUUAAAACAGAUGUUAUAUUUACUUCAAACCCCCCUCUUUUAUUUUUUAAGAAUCAAAAUAUUCGGGGCGCCUGGGGGGUGCUCAGUCGGUUAAGCGUCCAAAUCUUGAUUCUGGCUCGGGUCAUGACCUCAGGGUCCUGAGAUCCAGCCCUGUGUCGGGCUCUGCUUUGGGCGUGGAGCCAGUUAAGAUCCUCUCUCUCCCUUCCCUCCCUCUCUCUCUGCUCCUCCCCCUCCUUAAAAAAAAGUGAAAAUGUUCUUCUGCCAUCUCCUUUCUUUCUCCCUCCCACUCCAGAGUAACCUGAAGUUGGUGUGAUUCUUUCUCCCUUAUGUUUUUCCACAUUACUGCUUAAGUGUGUGUCCAUAAAUCACCUCUACUACUGUCUUGUGAAUUUAUGAAUCUACACGCACAGCCUCAUACUGUACUUUUGCAACUUGGCGACCUUUUUUUUUUCAAGAUUUACCCAUAUCAAUACAUUAUAAAUCUUGUUUAUUCACUUCAACUGCUAACCACCCUAUAAACACAGCAAUUUCUUUCUGCAGUCUUCUGUGAAGGGACAGUUAGGUGGUUCUUGUGCACGGUCAUCGAUGGCGACAGUCACUUCUGCGUUUCCUGCGGCUCGUGUAGGAGUUUCUCUGGGGGACACACCGGGGAGCGGAACUGAGGAUGUGAGCAUCUUCAGCUUCAUUAAGCAUUUUGCCAAAUGGCUCUCUCAUGUGACACAUCACUCACCUAUCCACCAGCAACGAAUAAGAAAUCCUAUUUUUCCUCAUUCUUGCCAACAUGUGAUUGGUGUUAACAAACUUCAAUUUUUGCACGUCUGAUUGGUCUCAAGCGGCACCCCCGUGGUGGAUUCCCUGAUUAUUAAGAAGGUUGACCAUCAUUUCAUAUUUACUACUAUUUGGUGAAUUUCCAUCCUUUUCCUAUCUCUCCAAUAGGCUGCUGUAGUCUUAUUGACAUCUAUGAAUUCUUUUGUCAGUUGCAUCUGUAACAAAUGUUUUAUUUUCUCACCUGUGAAUACUCUGCAUAUGACCUCUUUUAUCACACCAAAGUUUAGAUUUAACAACCAGAUAGACUACCUUAUGCUUUUUUUUUUUUUUUUUUUUGGUGCCCGUUUUAAGAAAUUCUCCCUACCGUGAUGAUAUAUAAUGGUAUUCCUGAUUUUUUUUUCCCCCAACAAAGUUUUAAAGUUUUAUCUUUUAUAUUCAGAUCUUUCAUCCCCUUGGAAUUUCCUUUUGCCUAAAAUGUGAGGGAAGGGGCGCCUGGGUGGCUCAGUUGGUUAAACGACUGCCUUCGGCUCAGGUCAUGAUCCUGGAGUCCCGGGAGCGAGUCCCGCAUCGGGCUCCCUGCUCAGCAGGGAGUCUGCUUCUCCCUCUGACCCUCCUCCCUCUCAUGCUCUAUCUCAUUCUCUCUGUCUCAAAUAAAUAAAAAUUAAAAAAAAAAUCUUUAAAAUGUGAGGGAAGGAUUUAAUUUGUUUUUUUCUCUGGGCACUCAAUCAUUUUAACACCAUCCUCUUUUUUUACAUGAAUUGUAAUUCCCCCUUGGUGCUAUAUUGAGCUCGCACUUUCCCUGUUCACACUUGGUCUUUUGUCCCCCUCUUAGCCAGUGCUACGGUUUUCAUUGGUUUGUCAUUACAGGAGUUCCCAGUAUCUCCUCCCCACCUCCCCUCUGUGCUCAGUGCUCUUCUUCCUUAGCUACGACCUAUAGCAAUUCUUUGACUGAGGGUCUGUGUGGUGUGUUAUUUCAGUCUCUGUUCUGAUCAUUUCUCUAUUUCACCCUCACUGAGGAAUGAUGAGGAGUCCAGUGGGGUACUGUGUUCUAGACUGAGGGUUGUUUUUGCAGAGCAAUUUGAAAACAUCCCACUGUCUUCGAGAUUUUGUUGCUGUUUUCAGUCUGUGGUUCUUUUGUAGAUAACCUGUCUUUUCUGUCUAGUUGCUUUUAAGAUCUCUUUGCCUUUGGUAUUCUCUGUUUUCUUUAUUAUAAGUCUAGGUAUAUAUUUUUAUUAAUUUGCUUGGUUGCCUAAUUUGUAAUUGUGAUAGUAGGGCUUGGUAGUCAUUCAUGUGUGAUCGAUGGUGGAUUAAGAAUCAGGCUUUGCUUGAGGCACCUGGGUGGCAGUAGUCAGUUGGGCUUCCGACUCUUGAUUUCAACUCAGGUCUUGAUCUCAGGGUCGUGAGAUCAAGCUCUGCAUUGGGCUCCACGGUGGAGCUUACUUAAAAAAGAAGAAGAAGAAGAAGAAUCAGGCUCUAUUCCAGUGUGUAUAAAAUGUUCUCUGCAAGAAGGCUCUUUUAGUCUCAAAACACAGUGUCACUAACAUUCCUUUAGGAAGAAGCUGUUUUGCGAGGCUGCAAAAUAGAAACGCUCUUGACCUGCCUGCUCUGCCUCCCUUCCUCCCAAGCGACACUUGCCAGUCUCUCUGACUCUCUUCUCUCUGCACAUCUGUUCCGUCUCCUUGCCAGCUGGCUUCCUCCACUUGGUUUCUGCCCACCACAAUUCUGGCUUGCAAGGUGUGCCGGGUCCACUCACGCCGUGAGGUCUCAGCUUUGCCCACUACUGCUCAAGCCUCAUCCUCUCAUUGCUUGCUAUUCUGAGAAGCUCAUCCUUUUGUGUAGUCCGUGGCCUGGCUUCCCUUAGGCCAAGUGCCCAUCACUGCUGUGGCCAAGCUGAGGGCACAGGUAUGAAACAUUCCUGCCCGCUUUGGCAGUAGGGGCUGGGUCAGGGGGGCGGUUUCCCAGAGGCAUCCUUGAGCUUGGCCGGCCCCACACCGUCCAGGUGCCUUUGCUUCAACUCAAACCUUCUGUUGAGUUUUUCAUUCUAGCACCUUGAUUCCAAAAAGUGAGAGUACUGAGUUAUGACAUCAGAUGUUUCAGAUACUAGAAAGAUAAUCCCCCCUUACACAUUAAUUAAUUGCAUCGUAGCUUAUUGAUCAGUCCCUUGUAGGUUUAGUUAUUGUGAGCAGGUGUCUCAGGCAUGAACCCCUGGGUGGUCUGAUACAAUCAGAGUUUUGAAGCUACACAGCCGAAGGCCCAUCCCUACACCAGUAGAACUUGUCCGAGAUCUGGAGCAUCAGAACACCAUGCACCAUCCGCCAGCCCUUCUUCUAGCUCUUUCCCUUUCUCUCCUAGUACCUUAACUUUCCCAUUUCUUGUGACUUUAAUAAAUUAAUGAAAUGGGUAUCAAGCCUAUGACUUGUGGAUUUCAGCUGUCCCCAGGAAUUUGGGAAAUGAAGCACUAUAUUAUCAUCAAAGAAAAUAUAUUCUCUAUUAGGUCCAUAUAAAAUUUGGACCAAAGUCCUCAGUCUGAGUUGAAAAUACCUGUAGACCCACCCUCCCCAAGGCCCACUCUCCUUCUCCCUUCCUUGUCUCAGGCCAACGGAUCCCUUUGAUCUGGAGGGGAGGUGAUCUCACAGACCUGCCUUGUCCUCUCCCUUCUUGUCCCCAUGCUUCUGUUUUGUGUAGAUGAAAGUAAGACCGAUGUUCACAACAUUAACUUAGCUAUUGAUUUGCUUAUAUUUAGAAUUCAAUCAUUAUUCUUCUACGAAAUCUAUGUGCUCAUAUAUAACUUUAAAUUAAAAAUUAAAUAAUUUAUGUGGAAAAUAAUCCCUAUUAGCCGUGUGGUCUGGGACCGGUUACUUAACCCGCCUGUACUUUGAUUUUGUCUCUAAGGCAGGAUCACAACACCUGCACCAUCAGGUUACGGCGACCAUUAAAUGAAAUAGAUCUAUAACGUGCUUAGCUCAUGGGAAGCUCCACAUAAUAGUUUUAAAAGAGUAAAGGGAAGAGGGGGCCGUGGGAGGGUGCUGGUGGUCUUCGGGUUGCUCACAUGUGAGGAGGGGGGACGUGGGCAGCCUGCAGGGAAACCUCAUCCGCUCCCCCUGCAGGCUGGGCCCAGGGUUCCCUUUCCUUGGCACAGCCCCAAGACCCGACCACAGAGAGAGCUCUUUCCACUGGUCCCUGGCCCCUCUCGUGCUCUGGGAGAUGGGCGGGGGCCGGGAGGACCUGGCGCCUUCAGUUUGGCUUGACAGCCACCUUGAUGGCCACUUGUCUGUUUGACCAUAACUUAAAACUGCGUCAUCAGAUCAGAACUUGGGCUCUCUCUGCUGGCAGCUGUAGCCUCGUCUGAAGGUGCCACAGAGAAACUGAAGCUCUGCAGGUCUCCUGCUUCUCCAAGUGUCUGUGCGAUCCAGUGACUUCCUUUAAAAGUCCACCCCAUGCUCUGCUUUUCCCAGCAUAGGGAGCCAGAAAAAUCCAAAGGAAAGGUCCGCUAGGAACCACCGCGUGAACAGAUAGCUGUUUGGGGAACACGGCCAAUCUACUGUGUUCUCAGCAUGGCACAUUCAGACACGCCGUACACCCGCUUGUUCAUUGGUGAUUACAUUAAAUGCUGCGUUUCCCAGGGAAGGAUCUGCUCAGCCACCACCAGCUUAUUCAUUAUUUAUAUACAAUUAAAGGGCACGGUUCACAUGAACACAAGCAUAUGAGAAAAGUCAUUAUUCAUGUACAGAUCAAAUUGAACAUUUGUCAUUUCCCUAGUGACUUAACAUACUCUUUGUACCUUGGGACCUCAAAUUAUAUUAAGCACAAGGGAUGCUUUAACUCUUUUAUUUAGUCUAAUUGUUGGCUUUAAUCCGCUUGCUCGGAUUAUUCGGACUUGUUUAAAAUUAGUCCUUGCUUCUCCUUAAUAUAUGAAAAUAGAAAAAGAGGGAAAUUUCGUUUUAGUACCUAUUGCAUUCUAAGGAUGAAUGCAAAUUGUUCUAUGAUUCUUAAUGACCCACCAUUAACAUAGUAGGAAGCCCAGUGCAUUAAUGCAAUGCCUCUUUUCACAUCAUUACUCCUAAUGGAACUGUUACCAGGAUAAUAGCUUGACCUUUAGCUAUAGAUUCAGACAGCAGAAUAUAUUCUGCUUACUCGAUACCUCUAUUCACAUAGCAUAUUGAGCAUUUUCGGAUCAAUACAAUGACAAUCUUUUGGCCUCGUUCUAAGGCCUCAUCUGCGCAUGUAACAGAGAAUAGGAUUUCAUCUUCAGUAGAUAGAUCCAAGUUAAAAGUCUCUUUUACAUUUGAAUGUAAUCCAUGAAAUAGAACGUCAGUAAUACGCCCAGUGGAAAUAUUUGUUGGUAUAGAUAUUUUCCGAGAAGCCUAAUGCUGUGCCUUCAAAGGUCUUAGACACAGACCCAGAAGACAAAGAUUUCCCUGGCUUCUUUUUAUUGUAACCGGAUAAAUUUUAACUGAAAGGAGAAAGAAGAAAUAGAAAUUAUUGCCUUUUUAGCGGGUGACAGAAUAUUUGAGCCCAAGAUAAGCUUAGAAGGAUCUGCUUGCAAGUCCCUCACAGAGUGGGAGAAAACACUCCAGAGCCUUCCCUUUGGUUCUCCUAAACUUGGUCAUUGACAUGCGUGGUUGCUGGGGGUCAUUUUGAUGUUGGCAUAACCCACAGUGACUUUGUAAUUUCGAACCACUGUUUUCUAGUGUGUGCUAAUUUAGACACAUGCAUUUCACAAUCUAAGAAAAGAGGGGUUGCUAUGGAAAUUAAUUAUACAAAUAAGGUCACAGGGAGGGAAAUGUUUACCUGGUAAGAUGAUAUAUUCAGUCAUUUUUGUGGUACACAUUUUCAUAUAAACUAACAGUGUGCUAAAUGCAAUUAUUUUCUUUCUGUUAAAAUAGAACUUCGAGAACCUUUUGGCAGUUCUCUGAUCAGCAAAUGUUAUUGUUGGCAUUUGGAUAUAAUAUAGCCUUUUUUUUUUUUUUAAAGAUUUUAUUUAUUUAUUUGACAGAGAGAUAGACAGAAGAGCACAAGCAGAGGGAGUGGCAGAGGGAGAGGGAGAAGCAGGCUCUGCACUGAGCAGGGAACCCGAUGCAGGACUCGAUCCCAGGACCCUGAGAUCACGACCCGAGCCAAAGGCAGACGCUUAACCAUCUGAGCCACCCAGGCGCCCUAGCCUUUUUUAACUGUAUUCCAUGAAUUAAAACUUUCUAAGUAGUCUAAAUUCAUGAGCUAUUGUAUCUGCUGCCAUUAGAAACAAAACUGGAAAAUAUGUGUGUUCAUCAAAUAUUUAUUGACUUCUUGCUUAGUACAGGGCACUGUGGUCGGUGCUUUGAGGGAGACAAGAUAAAUGAGGACCCUUGAAGUGGUCUCCGAUCUGGUGUAGGAGAUUCAAGAGCACACCUGCCCCUGGGGAUAUCACUUCGUCUGCCUCCCUCCCGAGUAGAGACCGCUGGCUUGCUCAUGCCCACAGGCCAUAUACUGGACAGCCAGGUUGACAUUCUCCCCGAUCCUCAGUUCUGCUUCCUAAUCACCUCCCUUCCUCUGCUCGGCUGGGGCUGGGGUGGACCCUUUCCACCAAGGCUCUUAUCACAGCUGCACGCUUUCCUCUCCCUCCCAGGUCCUGCUGGCACCUUGAGUGACUUCACUGUCCUCAGGAAAGAUCCUGACCCCCUAGCCGCCUCACGUCCAGACCUCAUCCACAGUGGCCACACCGUAGCAUCCUCAUACAGAGCUGCCGCGCCGCUGAUGCCUUCCUCUCCGGCGUGAUACUCUCAAUUGCCCUCACUCUAUGACACCUCCUUGCCAACCCCACUGAUACUCCUUUCCCUGAUCCCCAUAAGUUUUUCCAAGCGUCUGGGCCUUUUUCUGGCUUUGCUUCCUUCCCAGAUUUGGGUAGGGACAGGAGGAGUGAAGAAAGCAGAGGUAAUGAAGGCCAGCUGGCAUCUGCAAGCACUUUAUGUCCCUGUCCUCCUGCCAGAACCGUCCAGCAGAAUCCCGACCUGGACCAGUCCUAUCAUCCAGUGGCGCCACUCCUAGCUCGGAGCUGCAAGGUGCCACGGGCCUGUUGCCACCACAGGCGCAUAGGCUUCUCUUCUGCUCGGCAUCCUCACGUCCUCAGUCUGCUGCUCUCCUCUUCCUCUUCUUCUCAGAAGCAAUCCCAGACAUUGCCCACACUCUCCCUGCCCCUUGCCACUGAGUCACUGAGGUCCCAGGAGUGACUGCUCCAACCUAGACCACUUCUAAAUCCACCCCAGCUCCCAUUCCCUCUGGGCGCAGAGGGGGAAGUCUUCCUCCUGUUCAAGGGCAGCCCCAUUUCCACAUCCUACCACCUCGGUUCUUCCGGCGUGGUUCCUGUGACUGUCUCCUUCCUUCUCCUGGAUCCUGCCUUCUCCAGAAUGUAAACCAUGCUCACGUCUCCCCAGCCUGCAGCGCCACCCACGGGCCCCUCUUCCCUUCCUUCUCCCCAACUGAACCCGGUUUUUCUGGAAUGUCAUCUGUGGCCACCCCACUUCUCCCUUGAGGAGCUCCAGUGACACUUGGCAAAAGGCUGGGCCUGACCCUCUCUUCUGCGCUUCAGACUGUUGUCCCUUGUCUUCGUUAGGCCACUCACUGGUCCUUACGAGACCGCACUUCCCGGUUCUCCUGACUUCGCCAGUCCUGUGUCUUCUUCACUUUCCGGCUGGGGUUCCCUCUGGCUCUGUGCUUGGCCCAGCGCUCUGUUCAUUCCAUAUGCUCUCCCUUUCUCCCGUAUUCCCCAGGUCACAGGAUACCGGGCCAGUCACCCCCAUCACUUUCACUCUAAUGUUUGAAUGGGCCUGGUCCCCACUAUUUUAUCCAUACCAAGUAUUAGCUUUUUAACAUUGUUUUUCUGAGUUAGUAGAUAUAAAGUGUGUUUUGCAGUUCUUUGGCUUAUAUAUUGGCUGACCAUUUCUCCUAGAUACACUUUGUCCAUUUAUCUAUAGAGACUUUGGAAGUUUUUCUUUUAUUUGAAUGAACUUUUUUUUCUUAUUUUGGUGGUAGAUAUUGAACCUCUUCAGUCAUAUUUAGCGCAUCCAGCUUUUCUCAUUCUGAUGAAAUGCUUCUUUUUCAUUCAGUAGAAGUUUUACAGUUUUAUAGAGUCGAAUCUGUCAACAUUUUCCCUUGCUCUUUCUUUUUAAAAGAAACCUUUAAAACAUUAAAACUGCCAGUAUUUUAAAUACCACGAAGGCAGGGUGAGCUGACCGCAUGCUAGGUCUCUUGCUUGCAGGGAGCGAGUUGCACAGAUGGGGUGUGAAAGCGCCCAGGACGGAGGGAAGCAGAACUGUCCACAGCAGCGCCGGGAUGGGCAGCCACACACUGCGCGCCUUUCGAGAAGGCCACCGUCCUGUCUCCCUCGUGUCCUGUCACGACCCCCUCCGUGGUCCCCCACGUGCUCACCGGGCAGCAUUCCCCUGGGUGCUGGCACAACAUGCCAGAGGCUGACUCGCUGUCCAGCUGGGACUCUCACUAAGACACAUCUGCAUUUUUUUUUUAAGAUUUUAUUUAUUUAUUUGAGAGAGAGAAAGAGAGAGAGCAUGAGAGGGGGGAGGGUCAGAGGGAGAAGCAGACUCCCUGCCAAGCAAGGAGCCCAAUGCGGGACUCGAUCCCGGGACUCCAGGAUCAUGACCUGAGCCGAAGGCAGUCGCUUAACCAACUGAGCCACCCAGGCGCCCGACACAUCUGCAUUAUUAAGCGAGUACUGACUGAGUUCGUGGGAAGCACCAUGGGAAUGCCAUCUUUUUGUGUCAUCUUGCAUUGUGUGUGAUCUUGCCUAAGAUUCAAUUUACCAACAGUAAUAAUCCACUGGCUGAAUUUUGUCAUGGUGUCAGCGGACCCCGAGGAAGCACUUUCUCCUCUGCCCGUAAGACAUAUAUACACGGAUGUGGAACAGAUAGAAAGAGCGGUUCCAUAUAGCCAGUUGCGUUCUGAGGCACCAUCCAGUGUAUGUGAGCGGGGUCCUGCCAGCCUCCAUCUUUACCAAGGAAACGUCAUAAUAUAGACGUUGAAGAUACCCACUUUUAGAAAUACACUUUUUUUUUUUUCUUCUUGGGAUAUAUUCCUAUUUCAGAUCUGCAUGGUUUUAUUUAAGUGUUUAACAAUAUUUCAU